Messenger RNA from Ostreococcus tauri, 1092 nucleotides. RefSeq names its product WD40 repeat. The transcript has a single exon. The coding region runs from base 1 to 1092 and encodes 363 amino acids. Gene Ontology annotation, biological process: nucleophagy; autophagy of mitochondrion; protein localization to phagophore assembly site. NCBI's taxonomy places the organism in Eukaryota, Viridiplantae, Chlorophyta, Mamiellophyceae, Mamiellales, Bathycoccaceae. Gene Ontology annotation, cellular component: phagophore assembly site membrane; cytosol; extrinsic component of membrane. The record is from RefSeq and is a predicted model, not a curated record. Gene Ontology annotation, molecular function: phosphatidylinositol-3-phosphate binding; protein binding; phosphatidylinositol-3,5-bisphosphate binding.
AUGAAUUCAGAAAAUGAAUCAGAGCUCUCCGUGUCGUACAAUCAAGACGGCGCGUGUUUCGCGUGCGCGCGUUCGAACGCACGGGAGGGUGGAUUCACGGUAUACAACGUGUCACCGUUUCGGGAGACGUUCGGACGCCGAUUUCGCGACGGCGGCGUCGGCACGACUGAGAUGUUGUUUCGGUGCAACAUCUUGGCGCUCGUCGGCGGAGGGAGAGAACCAAAGUUCUCGCCGAAUAAAGUGAUGAUAUGGGACGAUCAUCAGGGGCGAUGCAUCGGGGAGUUGGUGUUUAAGGUUCCAGUGCGAGGGGUGCGGUUGAGGCGAGAUAAGGUUGUCGUCGCGUUGGCGCAUAAGAUUUUCGUGUACAAUUUUUCCGAUCUGCGGUUGGAGCAGCAGAUGGACACGGCGACUAACGAGAGUGGGUUGUGCGUGAUCUCUCCGACGACGGAGAGAACGGUGUUGGCGUGUCCGGGGUUGAACAAAGGGCAGGUUCGGGUGGAGCUGUUUGAUUUAGGGACGACCAAGUUUAUCGCCGCGCACGAAACCGCGCUGGCGUGUCUCGGUCUGAGCGCGGACGGCUCGCUCUUGGCCACGGCGUCGGAGAAAGGGACUUUGAUCAGGGUAUUUGACACGCACACCGCGUCUUUGCUCCACGAGUUCCGGCGCGGAAGCGAUCGCGCUCGGGUGUACUCGCUCGCGUUCUCUCCCAAGAAGAACUUGCUCGGCGCGACGAGCGACAAGGGCACGGUGCACGUCUUCAAGAUCCCCGACCGACCGUCGGCGUCCUCAACGUCCGCCACCGCAUCACCCGCACCGGCAUCGAGACCGAACGGCACCGCAUCGCCCGCCACCGACUUCGCCAAAAGAUUCCUUCCCAAGUACUUCACCGCGGAGACGCGUUCGCGGGCGCAGUAUCGCUUACCCUCCGCCGCCCGCUCCUUGGUCACCUUCCCCGCCGCCGAUCCCGACACCUGCGUCGUCGUCAGUGAUUCCGGCGAGUACUCUAGGCUCGUCUUCGACCUCGACCGGGGCGGCGAGAUGUCCCUCGUCGAGCGUCACGAUUUCUCCGCCGCCGCGCCGGCGCGCGCGUGA